AUGGCGCAGACCCUCUCGCAGGCGGUGAUCCGGGAAUCCAUAGCCCAGAUCCGGGAGCUCCCCCGAUGCUCGCGCCUCCCCUCGCUGCGGUGCCGGCCGCCAUCCUCUAGCUUGGUUUAUGUCCGGUGGAGAUCCGGCCGGUCGGAGAAGUUCGCGCAGGUCUUUGAGUUUGUGCUCGAGGCAGCGACGGAGGGGGGCGGAGGGUCCGGGGCCUCGUCGUCGGAAUCAACGGCGGCAAGGGGGGAGGCGGCGGCGCGGCGGCUGGAGGACGUCAUCCAUGGGAUACUCGUGCGGCGGUCGGCGCCGGACUGGCUGCCUUUCGUCCCGGGGUCCUCUUACUGGGUUCCACCGCGGAUAAGGUCGUAUAAGCUGGUGGAGGUGCUGGAGAAAGUGUCUAGUCCGAUGACCGAGGAGGAGGUCAUGUCCCUGACGACAGCCUGGGGGUGGCCAUGCUCUUCUCACCUAGUCGGAGGUAAUGGGCAACAUCCCCUUUUAGGUUUUCUUUUUGACGGUAUACCCUGAAGUAAUGCUCGAUAGGGAGAACACCUUAUGAUUUUCUGCAUCUUCUCCUUUUUCAAAUCUUGGCGCUUUCAAUCUGCGCUUUCCAUUCUUGAUGUGCUUAACGAGACAUAUGGCGACUCUUCAAAGGUCUCUCCGUUAUAUAUUAUAGUUUUUAGAAAGAACAUGGCUUUUUCAGUAUAAGUGGUACAAAGAAGCGAUUUAUUCAAUAAGGUUAUUAUGGGGUCAAUUCGGGUUUUUGGGAAAUGAGCGGUAUUAUAAGGAGAAGGCGGGAUAUUUCAGCUGAAACCCACCCCAGAGAUUGAACGUCGUUAUGUCCGUCAACCAAAAGACAGAUUUUUGUGCUUGGAUGGAAAUGCCGACUAUAAUGUACUGACUUUUUCUGACGUUGACAAAGAUGGAAAAGAGAACCAAAGCUAUGGAAAUAUUUUUUUUCGGGGGGAGAGAGAGAGGAACUCAAGGUGUAAUGGGUGUGUGGAGUGA
Molecule: messenger RNA, 1002 nt
Organism: Spirodela intermedia
Lineage: Eukaryota; Viridiplantae; Streptophyta; Magnoliopsida; Alismatales; Araceae
Source: the annotation of a GenBank genome assembly